Messenger RNA from Dioscorea cayenensis subsp. rotundata (Guinea yam), 3715 nucleotides. RefSeq names its product receptor-like protein EIX1. The transcript has 3 exons. Bases 1 to 3105 code for a protein of 1034 amino acids. NCBI's taxonomy places the organism in Eukaryota, Viridiplantae, Streptophyta, Magnoliopsida, Dioscoreales, Dioscoreaceae. Gene Ontology annotation, molecular function: protein binding. The record is from RefSeq and is a predicted model, not a curated record.
AUGGCUUGUCUCUCACUGUUUGUUUUUCUUGCUAUUCUUGUUGUCUCAGUAUUCCCUCCAUGUUAUGUCCAUGGUAUAAUUAGCUGCAUUGAAACUGAAAGGAUAACCCUUCUCAGCAUCAAAGCAGGCAUUAAUCAGAGCGACGACCAAAGCUUGUUCUCUUCUUGGACCGGACAUGACUGUUGCAAAUGGCAAGGCGUGAGCUGCAACCAUGAAUCCCGCCAUGUCAUCAAGCUUGAUCUCCGACAGCACCCUUCUAAUUAUAUCUCUGAUUAUUAUGACUUGCCACCAAGUAAGUUGAACUCUUCUCUCAUUCAGCUUCAUCAUUUAAAGCACUUGGAUUUGAGCAUGAACAACUUCGAUGACUCCCACAUCCCAGACUUCAUUGGCUCUUUUGCCAACCUUGAAUACCUUAAUCUCUCCCAUGCGGGAUUCAGUGGUGCCAUUCCUCAUACCUUUGGAAACCUAUCCUGCUUGCGCUAUCUUGAUCUUAGCUCAAAUUAUAAUUUACAACCCAAUGACCUCCAUUGGCUCUCUGGAAUGACUUCUUUGCAUCAUCUUGACUUGAGUGGAGGGAACCUUUCCAAAGUGCAUGGUUGGCUUCUUGACAUUAACAGUGUGCUCCCCUCUCUACGUGUGUUGAAACUUUCUAAUGCUAUACUUCAAGGUGGUGGCAUUUAUGCUACUACUAAUCUGCCUCAUUAUCUCAACUUCACAUCUCUUCGUGUGCUUGAUCUUUCUUACAAUUCUGACCUGAACAUCACUCUGCCUCAAUGGUUGUUCAAUCUCACUAACCUUAUUCAUCUUGAUCUCUUUGGUUGUGCUCUGUAUGGCAAGUUACCAGUCACAGUAGGUCACUUGAGUUACUUGAGAGUCUUCAGCUUGUCUGAUAACUCUUUUGGUGGAGUGAUUCCAGAGUCCUUUGGAAAUCUUGGUAGCUUGGAGAAACUCGAUUUGUCAUGGAAUAAAUUCAUUGGAGGCAUUCCAGAUUCUCUGAGCAAUCUUACAAAUUUAGUGUACUUUGAUUUGUCUAAUAAUAUGAUUGGAAAGUUGUCAGAGAGCAUCGGGAGGCUGCAGAAGUUGGUGGAGUUUCAUUUGUCCAAUAACCAAAUUCAGGGAUUGAUGCCUGCAAGCAUUGGGGCCCUGAGAAACCUGCAAUAUUUGGAUUUAUCACAGAAUAUGAUCAGUGGAGCCAUUCCUGAAUCCUUUGGCAAUCUCACACUUUUGCAGCAUUUUGAUGGGGCUGUUAACAAUCUCAGAGGCAAAUUGCCUGAAACUAUGGGGAAUUUUAUUCACCUUCAGUUUCUAUAUUUGUCUCAAAAUAUGAUUGCAGGGGAACUACCAGGGAGCAUGGGAAAACUCACAAGCUUGACGGUGCUUGAUCUAUCAAUGAACAACAUUAGUGGAAUAUUGCCAAAAUCCAUAAAGAACUUAUGCAAGUUACGGGAGUUACGUUUAAGUAGCAAUUUAAUAAAAGGAGCAAUUGAUGAUCUUGUGAACGGCUUGUCUAAUUGCCCUGAGAACUACAUAAGAAAUAGUUCUGUUUCAGAGGACAAGGAUGGUAUGAGAUACUUAAAUUUGGCGAACAACAGAUUUAAUGGAAGGGUCCCAGAGAGCAUAGGUAGGUUAGCUAAUCUGAGAAUCUUACAGCUCAAGGAAAAUUCAUUUGUUGGCACUUUAACUGAACACCAUUUUCUAAAUCUAACAGACUUGUAUUACAUGGAUUUCUCCUAUAAUUUGCUGCAGCUUAAUGUGCCCAACGAUUGGGUGCCUCCUUUCCAUGCUCUUACUAUCAUGAUGUGCUCUUGCAGAAUAAGCUCUGUGUUUCCUGCUUGGCUUAAAACUCAAACAGGGCUGGAGUAUCUUUGUCUAUCAGAGGCCGAAAUUUCUGGCAAUGUCCCAACAUGGUUUUGGAAUUUAUCAUCCAAUGGUUUGGUCUUGCUCAAUAUAUCGCAUAAUAAUUUAAGUGGAAUUCUACCUACUUUGCAACAUUCCUCCUUGGAGAUUAUUGAUAUGAGCCAUAACAAAUUUGAAGCCAUUGUGUCUGCCACCAAUCUUCGAUCGUUGCAUUUGCAAAAGAAUAGUCUAUCUGGAAAUCUCCCUUUGCCGCUGAAAAAUGCAAAAAAAUUGGUGGUUCUAGACAUUGGUGAAAACAGGCUUUCUGGUACAAUACCUUCAUGGAUUGGAAGUCUUGUAUCAUUAGUAUUCCUUCGCUUGAGAUCAAACUUGUUUGAAGGUUCAAUACCAGAGCAAUUAUUAAACCUCUCAUCUCUCCAGGUUCUGGAUCUUGCACAAAACAACCUCUCAGGUGUCAUUUUCCUUCAUACUUUUGGAGGUUUUAAAGCAAUGGCCAAAAGUCCCAGUGGAAGAUCUCAGCUCUUGAUUUUUAAAUAUGAUCUAUCAAGCUUUUCGAGACAUGGUUCAACAUACAAGCACUUGGAGUCUCUGGUGAUAAGCGCAAAGGGGCAGCAAAGGGAAUACACAAAGGUGCUUUUAUUAGUCACAAACAUUGACUUGUCAUGCAACAGGCUUUCUGGUAAAUUCCCUGAUGAAUUGACAUCACUUCAUGGAUUGAUUUUCUUGAAUCUUUCCAAUAAUCUUUUCAAUGGAAAGUUGCCAGAAAACAUUGGUGACAUGAAUCAGCUACAGUCACUGGAUCUAUCAAGCAAUAACUUUUCUGGUAUCAUCCCUCCGAGCAUAUCUGCUCUGUAUUUUCUCAGUCAACUGAACUUGUCACACAACAAGUUGUCUGGGGAAAUUCCAUCAGGCAAUCAACUUCGGACUUUAGAUGCAUCGGGUUUCUUUUAUAACGAUGGUCUUUGUGGAUAUCCUCUAAGUAAUUGCAUUAAUGUGACACCUUCUCAAGGCUCUUUCCAUGGAGGAAAUCAAGAUGAACGUGGAGAUUGGUUUGAUGACUUAUGGCUUUAUAUAGGCCUUGCAUCAGGAUUCAUUGUUGGCUUCUGGAUGUUCAUCCUGUUCAUCAUGAUCAAAAAAUCAAGAAGAAUUUCUUAUUUCCGAUCUGUAGACAAGGUUUAUGAUUGGAUUUAUGUGAGGUUGGUGGUAUAUUCCAGGAGACUGAAAUCAAUACUUACAAGGAAGAACUAAGGCCAGGACAAUUGCGCAUGUUAAAGAGUUCUCCUCUGCUCAACAUCCCCAACAAGGUAAAUGCCUAAUCCUUAAUAACUUCUCCUCAGCUGAUUGCCCUUUCCUCUUUUCUGCAGAUUUGGGAGAGAAAAUUGUACUAAUGGUGCAGCUGGAUUCAUUGUAUCAAAUUACAACUCUUCAAUUUUGCUGGCAGGUUGCUGUUCAAUUGACAAUGCAACACUUGCUGAUAUUGAAGCCAAAGCCUUGCUCUUAGCCUUGCAUGCUGUCCAUUCUUAUCAUUCAAGACUACAUCACAUCUUUAUAACAAACAGAGAUCUCCAUGAUGCAAUCAAAUUGGGUGCCUCAAGAUCUACUUGGCAGACUGAUUUGUGGAUCAAAAGCAUUAUUGACAUCCUUUCAGUACUUGGAAAUCCAGAGAUUUAUGCCAUCCCUCACAGUUGGAAUGCAGCAACGCAUAGAUUGGCCAUUCAUGGCCUUAGCCAACACAGCCUUUCCCUAUUUCAUCAAGGUCGGGAACUUCCCCAUUGGCUGAUGAAGAUAUUCUUAAGCAAUGGAUUUACUUUGUAAUUUUCUUCUUCCUUUCUGUUCUUUUUUAGUUUGUUUUGUUUAA